Messenger RNA from Zophobas morio, 3869 nucleotides. RefSeq names its product simjang (gene simj). Bases 418 to 2115 code for a protein of 565 amino acids. The record is from RefSeq and is a predicted model, not a curated record. Lineage: Eukaryota; Metazoa; Arthropoda; Insecta; Coleoptera; Tenebrionidae. Gene Ontology annotation, biological process: negative regulation of transcription by RNA polymerase II. The transcript is spliced from 9 exons. Gene Ontology annotation, cellular component: NuRD complex.
CUGUUCACGAUACGUCUGUUUUAUCAUCGCGGUAGUGUAGACACAACACAAGGCCACGCCAUAUUGAAUUGAAUCAGUCGUCUGUUAAUUUCGGGCCGGAGUGAAGUGAGUGAAGUCGCGAUUUUCCGUGUUGCAAGUGUGCAGUGGGGCUGCCGGGGGCAGAGCGCGGCGGCGGCGGCCGGGGAUGUGCCGGUGCCGGGGGUGUUUGUCCCGAGUACAGUGUGUACAGGAAGAUAAUCGAUUUGUCAACGCGAGGUUUAGAUUACGAUUUUCGGUGCACCCGUAAUUGACCCAAGGUGCGUUCGGGGCGCCGCGUCGGUCGCCGUGUCAUGUUUGGUGUCUUCUCGAAAACGCGAACGCUGGAAAGAGGUUAGGGCACGACGUGAGCAGGUGAGCGCAGGCAGGGGGCCCAGGCCCAUGGAGAAGAUGGAAGUUGAUGAGGCUGUCGUCGAUCUGAGUAUUAGUUCAAACCGAUCAGCUUCACCAGCCCAUCAGUCGCCGCACCUUCCUCCCCAACACCAGCCGAUGGGCAUCGUCUCAACGAACAGCGCCCAGUCGAUGGUCUACUCCAGGAGAGUGCUUCGCCCCCGCACUGAACCUAGAAGUUACGUCGAAAGCCCUGACGUGCUCAUUAAUGGCAGUAUAGAUAAGCCGCGGACAAACGGAAACGCCGAUUACAGCAGCGAUUCAAGCGAAGGAGAGAUGCCGCCGUUAGCGCCCAUCAAGGAGCUUAGCCCCUCGGAGCUGAAGCAAAGAGACAGAGGCCUGAGGCGACUGCGGGAGGAUUUGCGAGCGGAGGAGAUGAAGCUGGUGCUGUUGAAAAAAUUGAAACAAUCCCAACAGCUGAAGGAGAACGUGGCGGUAUUGCCUCCGAGCAUACCGCAGUCUGCGUUGCCGCCGACCGGUCUUCCAAGCGGGUUGAGCAUCACUCCGACCACUGUCAAAGUGCCGUCGAACAAGAGCCAGCCUCCGCAAGUCCUACAUUCUCGCCAUCCGAAUUCGCACAAAGCGGGACAAGGAAGUGUACCCUCACUAUUGCGGGGACAGCCGCCGCCGUCCCGUUCGAGCAUCCACGCGCCGCCUCUGGCCGGCUCGCCGCUGAGCAACCGUGGCGCGAGCCUUUCCGUACCUCAACCGCCGCAGAGGAGCUCGCUGGGACGACCGCCGUCAGGCUUUCCGCCAGGCGUUAAGGACCUGUCGCCUUCCGUUACGAUCACGCCCGCACCACCCCAACCGUCGAAGGAUCGACCUCGGGAUGACGGACAGACACCAGCCCAAAGACAAGCAGCGGCGAAGUUGGCGCUUCGCAAACAGCUUGAAAAAACACUUUUACAGAUUCCUCCGCCCAAACCACCGCCACCCGAAAUGCAUUUUAUUCCCAACCCUAGUAACACAGAAUUCAUAUAUUUGGUAGGAUUAGAACAUGUCGUCGAUUUUCUUACGAAAGAAACGAGAAUGCCUAUGCCACCCAUGCCGUUUUCGUGUACGCAGUGUAAUUCCGAUUUUACACCAGUUUGGAAAUGGGAAACAAAAGGCAAAAAUAGAGGUGUUAAAGUCAUAUGCGAACAGUGCGUUACAAAUAAUGUUAAGAAAGCCCUCAAAGCAGAACACACGAAUAGGUUGAAAACGGCGUUUGUUAAAGCUCUUCAGCAGGAACAAGAAAUUGAGCAGAGGCUAGCCCAGAAUGGAGUUUUUACUUCGAGUAGUCCGGCGCCGUCACCAGUAACACCGGAAGCCAUUCCGAAAUCGGCAACUCCUACUCCCACCCCUCGACAUGCUGCCACCCCUCCAGCUCCACCUGCCGCUCAACAAACGCCGCCACCUUCGCGUAGUUCGCAUUCGUCUUCGGAUAAGUUUUCGCAAAACGCCGCGGCGAUGCAAGCGCUGCAUCAACAACUACUUAGAAGUUUGACAGCGGGGGCCCCUCCAGCCCACAUGUUGCCAUUUUCGCCACUGUUUUACCCGUAUCAAGUAGCAAUGGCGCAAGCUGCAGCCGGUGGAAAAGGGAGCUCGGCUAACAUGGCCGACCUACAAAGAGCAGCUGAGCUCCAACGACAGUACCUUUUAGACAUGAUCCCUCCAGGACCGGGACAACGCCACAACUGGAAAACAUGAUGUGUCAGUGAUAAGACUUAGAUAAUAAUGUGCUAAAAGUGAUUAGACUGGUAAAUGGCCACCGAGGCUGUUGAGAGACUGUUUUAUCCACGUGUCAGCGGAUUUAAAUGUUUUAAAUAUGAUGUGCCCUUUAUUCCAGAAGUAAAAACCUUUUUUUGAACGAAGUUUGUUUUUAAUAACAGUUUGAGUGGAAAUUUAGUCAAUUAUCGCAAGACUGAAACUAGUACCUAUUGUAUUAUUGACACUGGAUGUGUUAUUUAUUUACUGAAGAGUUACUGAAAGUCAAAAACAAUUAACCCAUUAAACGAACGGAGAUCUCAGGAUUGACAUACUUACACUAAGUUAAAAUAAUUUUCUUAAGUAAUAAGAAUAAGUGAUAAUCAAGGUUCUGUUCCAAUGACGUAUGAGUUUUUUUACUUCUGGAAUUUUUAUUUAUUACGAGAUGUUCUCGAGACAAUGCAGGACGUGUAAAUAUGCUUUGGCGAGAUUUUAGAUGUAGAAAUAACGGUUGACAUUGCUGAAGCAACUUUUUGCGUUGAGAUGUGUAAGGUUGUUUGUAUUUGUGUGAUUGAUUAUUUUUAGCGGUGGAUUUCAUGCAUUCAACAUUUACAUUUCGUGCACUAUUAGUUCAAUUUUUUUCUUCAUCUCGAGGCAUUUAUUUUGGAGUAAAUGUUGCAGUGCCGAAACCGUGGCGUACAUAAUAUAAACAAGUUUUGUAAAUAGGUGUUUUUACAAUUGUAUAAUAGUUAAUCGAUAGGAAUAUUGAUGCAUAUUAUGCUCAUUAAUCUCGAUGUUGACAUUUAUUAUGAGGUGUUUUCUAUUGUAACAUGCAAAAUGUUUUCUAAAAUGAUUAGUUAACGACCUGUUAACUAGACAAUUGAGCUGUUUUUUGUGGACACCUAUGUAUAAUCAUGUACUUUCUGUAAAAAAUUAUUUAUUUCCAUUGUAACUAUAACAAAAGUGGUAUUUUCGAGGCACCUUAAAAUUUGUUAAUGCAGCUAUUAAGUUUAAUGAAUCGAAAAUAAUGAAGGGGUGAAGAGUGAUUUUUAUUCUAUUUCACUAUACUGUGUUCAUUUUAAUACUGUAUUUUUUCCAUUAGAAUUGUGUAUAUUGUAGCUAUACGAAGGUGCUAACAGAAAUUCCAUAUUUCUGAAAAUCUAAAUGAAUUUUGUUGUAUUUGUAGGAUGAGUGUUUGGAUUAACACAAUUUGUUUUCGCACACCUUGUCACAAAGCAAGAAGCUCAAUGAAACAUGUGGAAAAUAAUUAUUUUCUAAUUACCUAAAAAUAAACAGUAAGACUUAUUUAAGAGCACAAUUUACGCCAGUAAUCUCUUAAAAAUAUGUAAUUGCAUUUCAAAUAUCAGCAGUGUGAAAAUUGUCUACAUAAUAAAAUCAACUUUUCAGUCUUACUUGUAUUACUAGUGUUAUUAUUGUAGAUAGUGCUUGCAAUUUUCCAUCUAAAAUAUAGUCAAUCUAUGUCGGUAAUCGGCUGUGGAAUUAUUUUUGAUUAUUCUUUCAAUAUUUUUGAAACGUACAGUAUGUCACACACACACACUUUUUCACACACUGAACAGGUUUUUAGAAGAAAAUUUAUAAACUAGAGUUUGUAAAUAAUAGAAAUGUGAACUAAAUGCCUCUUCAGUACUUAUGUUAAUAUGUUGCCUCAAAGUUUUCAACUAUUACUAUUUUGUAAGUUGUGUAUAAUUAUUUCAACAUGUUUUUAAAUAAAUUGACUCAUAAGUUGAUAAAACUUG